AUGAGAGGGCUCAGAUCGCGGAUCCUGCGAACAUUGCAGUCCGCCGCCGCGCAGACCAAUGCAAUGCUCCCUUCUCCCGCCGCGCCGCCCGAGAAGCGCCACAUCCUCCAGGACCGCGCGCCGUCUCCCGUGCCGCCGGGAGCAGAGACUGUGCAUGAGCUGCCCACCGUCUCCGAUGCCGGCGACAGGGGCGGGGAUGGCGACGGCGAAAAGGAGAACUUUUCGCCGGAGGCCAACCCGCGGAAGGCCAAGAAGAUGAAGGUGAGCUCCGACGACGGGGCCGCGGAUGCCGCACUCUGCUACCGCCGGCCGGAGCUCGAGUCGGUGACCCUCUUCGACCCGGACCUCCUCGCCGCCUUCCGGGGCGUCGUCGACGCCUACGCCCAGGCCCUCGAGAACACCGCCAAGCGCUACCCCGCCUACGACGAGGACGAGGACGACAUCAUCGCCGCGCUGGAGGAAAGCGCCGGCGUCGACCCCCUGGCGGGGCUCGAGGCCCGGUGCCCGCCGGGCGGCGAGCGCGCCGUGGUGCUCUACACCACCUCGCUCCGCGGCGUGCGCAAGACCUUCGAGGACUGCGCCACCGUGCGCCGCCUCCUCGACGGCCUCCGCGUCGCCUUCCUGGAGCGCGACGUCUCCAUGCACGCGCCCUACCGGGACGAGCUUCGCGCGCUGCUCCUCGGGCUGGACGGCGCCGGCGCCGACGCGAUGCCGGUGCCGCCGCGGCUGUUCGUGAGCGGGCGGUACGUCGGCGGCGCCGACGAGGUGGUGGCGCUGCACGAGCAGUCCCGGCUCCGGCCCAUGCUCCGUCGCGCCGCGCGCCGGGGCGCCGGCGAGGCGGCCUGCGCGGUGUGCGGCGGCGCAUGGUUCGUCGUCUGCGGCGGGUGCAGCGGCCGUCAUUGGCUCUAUGACGGUGUCUCGGCGGCCGCCGUGGCCGCCAACCGCGUGCCGUGCUCCGGAUGCAACGAGAACGGGCUCGUGCCGUGCCCGCUCUGCAGCUGA
Lolium rigidum is the source of this 1002-nucleotide messenger RNA. RefSeq lists its product as uncharacterized. Lineage: Eukaryota; Viridiplantae; Streptophyta; Magnoliopsida; Poales; Poaceae. Bases 1 to 1002 code for a protein of 333 amino acids. The transcript has a single exon. The record is from RefSeq and is a predicted model, not a curated record.